AUGGACGAUCAAGUCGAGGUUCCACCGUUAUCAACAUGUAUCAAUAUAUUUGACAUCGAACGAGUUGGCAAAAGCCGUUUGAAUUCCAAAGCACUCGUCUACUACACAAGUACUUCAGAGGACUCCAACUCUUACAAUCUCAACCGAUCUGCUGCCGACUUGGUUCGCUUUCGGCCACGUCUUCUUCGCAAUGUGAGCCAGAUAACCACGAAGACAAGCAUCCUCGGUCACUCUUCAACACUCCCUUUUUUCAUCUCACCCGCUGCACUGGCCAAACUCGGACAUCCUUCAGGAGAAAUAUGCCUCGCAGAGGCAGCAGGUAGACACGGCAUUGUCUAUAUCGUUUCUACGAACAGCAGCUGUACCUACGAGGAAAUAGCUGGAUCCACGGUUCCCGGGCAAACUCUAUUCUUCCAACUCUACGUCAACAAAGACCACGAAAAAACCAAAUCUCUAAUCCAACGCGUCAAAAAACUCGGUUUUCAAGCCCUGGUUCUGACGAUUGACGCCCCAGCACCAGGGAAACGAGAAGCGGACGAGCGCCAGAAAUCCGUUCUUGCCAGCGAUCUUCCAGAAGCUACAUCUGCGGCGACGACGGGCGCCGACGCGAAAGGCUUGGGAGAUGCGUUGCUGGGCUGGACGGAUUCGAGUCUGACAUGGCAAGAUCUAAAAUGGAUCAAGGCCGCCGCAUCGCCGAUGAAAGUCGUUCUCAAAGGCAUCCAAACGUACGAGGAUGCGGUUCUGGCUGCUACCCAUGGAGCUGAUGGUAUCUUUCUCUCGAAUCACGGAGGUCGCCAACUUGACCACGCGCCAUCUUCUCUACAUACUCUUUACGAGUUGCGCAAGCACGCACCGGGCAUUUUUGAGAAGGUGGAAGUUCUUGUGGAUGGCGGGUACAGGAGGGGUACGGAUGUACUGAAGGCUUUAUGUCUGGGCGCUACGGCUGUGGGACUUGGAAGACCUUUUAUGUAUGCUCUGAGCGCUUAUGGAACGGAGGGCGUGAGUAAAGCUAUCGAGCUGCUUCAAGAUGAAGUCAUUACCGGUAUGAAGCUACUGGGUGCGAGGAAUGUAAGGGAACUUGUGCCGGAAAUGGUGAAUGCUUCGUUGUUGGCGAAGGAGGUUCAAGCUCGUCUAUAGAUAUCAUCUCCUUCCGUCUAGAGAGCUUCAUGUACGGAAAAGUGGUAU
This is a messenger RNA of Amorphotheca resinae ATCC 22711, 1185 nucleotides long. RefSeq lists its product as hypothetical. The record is from RefSeq and is a predicted model, not a curated record. Bases 1 to 1137 code for a protein of 378 amino acids. Lineage: Eukaryota; Fungi; Ascomycota; Leotiomycetes; Helotiales; Amorphothecaceae. Gene Ontology annotation, molecular function: oxidoreductase activity; FMN binding. The transcript has a single exon.